AUGCAUUUCUUGACUCUUUCCUUCCGGUGUGAUGAGAUUCAAGAUUGUACUGGUGACUUAUUACAUAUGUUUGCGGCAUCUCUUUACUUUUGGAGAAGUGCUGGACGACGCACGAGCCCAAAUUGCGCGCACAUGACUGAGAUAACCUUUCAUGACCUCAUUCCUCAGAUUGAUAGCAGUGUUCUGAUUGGUGCCAGUACGAGAACUGCAUGUGCUCAACUGUUGACAGUGCUGGCACUUAAAGCGCCGCAGCUGCUUAUGGACCACCCCGCUCAAUGCGAUAAAUUUUUCAAUGCACCCAUCGCCGGAAUUAGGGAUCGCAACUCAUUUUUCUUUCGGCGCUUGGUGAAAGCUUUAUUGAAGGACUUGUUGGGAGAAGAUGGGAAGUGGCAGCCCGAAGGUCCAAGGUACAGAUUCAUGUGUUAUGAUCACAAUUUUCUUUCCAUCCCAAUCAUCGGAGGAGAAGAAGCAUCCAAAAAGCGCAAUAAGGAAUGA
Cylicocyclus nassatus is the source of this 495-nucleotide messenger RNA. The record is from the annotation of a GenBank genome assembly. Lineage: Eukaryota; Metazoa; Nematoda; Chromadorea; Rhabditida; Strongylidae.